Molecule: messenger RNA, 1127 nt
Organism: Abrus precatorius (Indian licorice)
Lineage: Eukaryota; Viridiplantae; Streptophyta; Magnoliopsida; Fabales; Fabaceae
Product: probable WRKY transcription factor 53
Exons: 3
Coding region: 22-1020 (332 amino acids)
Biological process (GO): regulation of DNA-templated transcription
Cellular component (GO): nucleus
Molecular function (GO): transcription cis-regulatory region binding; DNA-binding transcription factor activity
Source: RefSeq, a predicted model, not a curated record
AGGUAAUAGAUAAGAUAGAACAUGGAAAGUGAAAGGAAUCGGGAACAGAAAGCACUCGUCAAUGAACUAAUUCAGGGGUUGGAGAUAGCAAGAAAGUUGGAAGCAGACUUGAAGAUACCCUCUUCAGUUGACACUCGAGACUCCCUCUUACAAAGGAUAUUAUCUUGUUAUGACAAGUCUUUACUAAUUCUAAGAUGGAAUGCAUUUAUUUCCAAGCCACACACCAUGCAACAUGCAACUAAAACUUCGUCACCAGAGUCCCCAGUAUCCGUCGAAAGAAGUUCUCCGAGGGAAAACGUUCCAGGGGGCGUCAAGGAGCUUAAACACAAUCCAAAGAAAAGAAAAAUGGUGCCAGAAUGGAUGGAUCAUGUUAAAGUGAAGAUCGAGAGUGGCGUUGAAGGACCCUAUGAAGAUGGGUACAAUUGGAGAAAAUAUGGACAGAAAGACAUCCUUGGUGCAAAAUAUCCCAGAAACUAUUAUAGGUGCACGUUCCGCAACACUAGAGGUUGUUGUGCCACGAAGCACGUACAGAGAUCAGAUGAAGACGCCACUAUCUUUGACAUAGUUUACCGAGGAAGCCACACCUGUGGCCAGGGAAACGAUGCCGUUUUGCCGCCAAAGUCACCAGACAUACAAGAGAAAACGCAUGGUUAUGAUAGUGACGUCGUUCACCUUCACCAUGCACACCCAUCACAAGAAAACCCAACAAAUUUCAGCAACAUUUUAACUGUUAAUCAAGAAAUGGCAUAUCCAUUCGGAUGCAUGACACAAGAUAACCACACCUUGCUUCCUUCUUCGGUCCCUGAGAAUGAUCCUAUGUUGAGUAGCAUUAGCAACUUCUUGUCUCCACACACGCCAGAAACAAUAAGUUAUUUUCCAUCUCUCAUUGACAAGCCAUAUCCAGAUUCUGAUGUUGCUUGGAUCGUUUCAACCGAUACAUCAGCCUCCAAUAUUCCGAUUUUCGAUUUUAAUUUCUCACUCGAAACAGAGGGAAUUUAUUCAAACUUCCCUUUCAAUUAAAUGCUUCGGGGUUUUUCUUCUAUUUGCACUAGAUAAUAAAUGUCAUGCUACGUGUACUAUGUUUGGUUACCAUUUAAAAGAAAAGGAUGCCUCAACCAUUCUUAUUU